Messenger RNA from Strongylus vulgaris, 330 nucleotides. The record is from the annotation of a GenBank genome assembly. Lineage: Eukaryota; Metazoa; Nematoda; Chromadorea; Rhabditida; Strongylidae.
AUGUUGGAACCUUGGAAAAUGGUGAGAAGUUCGAUUCAAGCCGUGACCGAGCCAGCGAGAUGGGAUCUUGGUGUGGCUACGAUGAAGAAAGGAGAAAUUGCCGAUUUCAAAAUUCGUUCUGAUUAUGGUUAUGGCGAGAGCGGUAGUAUGCCGAAAAUUCCGCCAAAUGCCACGUUGAACUUUGAGGUAGAACUCAUAGAUUGGCAAGCUGAGGACAUCUCUCCAAACCGGGAUGGCACUAUCACACGCAGUGUCAUCGUCGAAGGCGAGAAGCUCGCCAAUCCUAAUGACACAAGUCCAGUCGAAGGUAUGCGGAGGAUUGGUUCUUAG